UUCCAUCCGUUUCAUCAGAAUCUGCCUGUCUGCUUUCCGUGGGUGUGCGCGAUUAUCGCGUAGUGGCAUUCCUAAAAUCACUGUCCUCGAGUGUAGACGAUUGUUUAAAAAACAAAAAUCAAAGACCAGUGUGUAUUUUUAUGAAGUGGAGUCGUUGAAAUAGAUUCGCGUGAGUGAUAAUUUUAGAGCUCUCGUCCACGUAACUGAAGUCUCAUUCGGUUUCUUCGUUGUGCGUGUGAAAAGUGCCGUAUUUUCUUACGGUGCUUGUUCCCGGAAAAACGUGGACGUUUUAGCUGCACAAAACAAAAACAAGAAAACACUAUCCAGGAGAAGACACCGCUAGCUGCGAUUGCCGUCCGUCGCUGCAUCGUUGCGUCAGUGUUCCAACAUUUUGACGUUUCGUGGUUGUGAAAUACGGUUCGAUUCCCAGUGAAAAUCUCGUGAAUGUUCUAGGGUGUGAUAUUUGAAUAAAAUGUCCAGAUUCGUGCUUGCCAGAAAAUGUAUAGAGGCAAUUGCAACCUUCGGUGGUUCCGCCGGCACCACCGCUAGAGUGGCCCCUAUUACACAACACAGCAGUCGGUCGCUUUCCACCCAAGCUGGAAAAGUCCAUCAGACGGGAGGUGUCGAACAGCAGCCGGCCGCCGAUCCGGAAGCGGUUCAUGGCGAACUCCAUCAGCGGCUGACCAGCCUUUUCGAGGAGGAAACCAAGCGAAGUCUGAUCGUGCCGCCGUUCAAGCGGGCCCUGCUCCACGGAGAAAAAUCAGCCAUUAGGGACCAUACCGGCGAUUACAGCUUCAUCCAGAUUUACGAGGCCGUCAAGCGGUUGGCUUUGCAGAUUUCCAACUGUUGUGGAAGUGCAUCACAAUCUCGAGUAGCAUUUAUCUGUCCUAACAACGCAACCUAUGUCAUCAGUCAGUGGGCUUGCUGGUUUUCCGGACAAAUAGCCGUCCCACUCAAUCCGAAGUAUCCCCAAGACUUGCUCGAGUACUACAUUAAAGAUUCCGACGCAUCACUGCUCAUCGCAACACCGGAGUUUCAGAACAUUGCCCAACCCUUGGCAACCAAGUUGGACAAGAAACUCCUUCUGGUGCAUCACGAUCUGCUAAAGGUUGAACCCAAGCAGUCCGAAGAAGGCGAAACAUCAUCAUAUCUAGAUCCGAAACGCGAGAAUUUGUUACAGUUGAACGAUAGUCUGGUGGUGGAAGGAUGCCUGAAUGGGGAAUUUUACCGCGACGCCAACGCCCUUAUACUGUACACUUCUGGAACGACUGGCAAACCGAAAGGCGUUGUGCUAAGCUUUGCCAACCUGGAUGAACAAUUCAACGCAUUAUCACACGCUUGGCAAUUCAAAGGAUCCGAUUCUGUACUCCACGCGCUUCCCCUGAACCAUGUCCACGGAACCAUCAAUGCGUUGAAUCUACCAUUGUCCGUCGGAGCCAAGUGCGUCAUGCUGCCCAAGUUCGACAGUAGCAGCGUCUGGAGCUAUUUGCUCAACAUCAAUAUGACCAGCAAGGAAAGAGUUAACAUGUUCAUGGGAGUUCCAACGAUGUACGGACUGCUGAUCAAAGAAUUCGACCAGGUGUUUGAAAAGAACGCACGAAUGAGUGACUAUGUGAAAACCCACUGCAAAAACAAAAUCAAAUUGAUGAUUUCCGGAUCAGCUCCGCUACCCGGGACAAUUUUCGACAGAUGGCUGGAUAUCAGCGGCCAUAAACUAUUGGAACGAUACGGUAUGACGGAAAUUGGAAUGGCUAUAUCAAACCCAUUUAUCCAGGACAAAACUCGAGUACGCAAGCAGGGCUGCGUUGGAAUGCCGUUGCCAGGCGUUAGUGUUAAAAUUGUUGAUAAAGAGCAUAACAAGGAACUCGUUCUCGAAGGAAAGGCGAAUGAAGGUUUCUGGAACCCCGCACCAGAUGCAGAUGUGGUAGGCACUAUUGGAGAUCAGAAGAUAAGCGGAAACGUGUAUAUCAAAGGCCGUUCAGUCUUCCAAUCAUACUGGCAGAAACCCGAAGAAACGAAAGCUGAAUUCGAGGACGGAUGGUUCAAAACAGGCGAUACGGCAGAAUACAGCGAAGGAUCAAUUAAGGUCCUUGGUCGGACAUCGGUUGAUAUUAUCAAAUCUGGCGGAUUCAAACUGUCAGCACUAGAAAUCGAAACUGCCCUCCAUGAACAUCCUCAAACCACCGACGUAGCAGUGGUCGGAUUGCCGGACGAAACCUGGGGCUCAAAGGUAGUGGCCAUCAUAAGUGUAAAGGAUCCAGACACGUUCAGCAUUCCGCGGUUGUUGGUGUGGCUCGAACAGAAGCUGCCCAAGCAAGCGAUCCCCAAAGAAGUCAAGAUAAUCUCCGAAGUUCCUCGGAACGCCAUGGGUAAGAUCAACAAAAAAGAAUUAAUCGUGCAACUGUACGGCACCGGAGCCGGUGCCGAUGCUGAACCACAGAAGCAGGAGAAAGUUGUUAAGUAAGUUGGUGACGAACCAUACUUGUUUCUGUGUGUUCCAUUAUUUCUUAGUUUCAUGUAAUACUACUACAUUUAUCCCUCUAUUCGCUGCUAUUGGCGAGGAGUGGUAUAUGGAUAAGAAGAUCAUGAGAUAAGUAACAACUAGUCAUGGAUGUGAGCUUGCGUCACGCAAAAGGACUAGAUCAGUUAUAUGUGUAACAAGCAGUGCACAUACGUGUUAACGAUAAAACGCGCACUUACACUUUAAAAUCACUUAUCUUACUAUGGUAGAGCUUUCUUCGAUAUAUAAAGCGUACCCCAUAUUAGCCGAAAAGCUACAAUGAAUAAACUUUGAAACAUUCACUGACAACGUUGUUGAAGUACUGAUAUAAA
Messenger RNA from Aedes albopictus (Asian tiger mosquito), 2832 nucleotides. RefSeq names its product malonate--CoA ligase ACSF3, mitochondrial (gene Acsf3). The record is from RefSeq and is a predicted model, not a curated record. The transcript is spliced from 3 exons. Gene Ontology annotation, molecular function: medium-chain fatty acid-CoA ligase activity. NCBI's taxonomy places the organism in Eukaryota, Metazoa, Arthropoda, Insecta, Diptera, Culicidae. The coding region runs from base 473 to 2464 and encodes 663 amino acids. Gene Ontology annotation, biological process: fatty acid metabolic process.